Saccostrea cuccullata (small rock oyster) is the source of this 1509-nucleotide messenger RNA. RefSeq lists its product as uncharacterized. The record is from RefSeq and is a predicted model, not a curated record. The coding region runs from base 1 to 1509 and encodes 502 amino acids. NCBI's taxonomy places the organism in Eukaryota, Metazoa, Mollusca, Bivalvia, Ostreida, Ostreidae. The transcript is spliced from 3 exons.
AUGAAGACCCUACUGUCUCUGGCUCUUGUGGUGCUGGCCGUCCUGUCCUGCGAAGCUUUCAGGAUUAAACGAGCUCAAAAUGAUGAAGAAAUUGAUUUGGAAAAGUUGAUCAGAAGCCUGGAAAUAAUAGAACAGAGAGGACGCGGUGGUUUCCCACCUCCACCAACCACUGAAGCAAGCAGAAAGAGAGGACGCGGUGGUUUCCCACCUCCACCAACCACUGAAGCAAGCAGAAAGAGAGGACGCGGUGGUUUCCCACCUCCACCAACCACUGAAGCAAGCAGAAAGAGAGGACGCGGUGGUUUCCCACCUCCACCAACCACUGAAUCAAGCAGAAAGAGAGGAAACGAAGGUUUCCCACCUCCCCCAACCACUGAAUCAAGCAGAAAGAGAGGAAACGAAGGUUUCCCACCUCCACCAACCACUGAAGCAAGCAGAAAGAGAGGACGCGGUGGUUUCCCACCUCCACCAACAACUGAAGCAAGCAGAAAGAGAGGACGCGGUGGUUUUCCACCUCCACCAACCACUGAAGCAAGCAGAAAGAGAGGAAACAAAGGUUUCCCACCUCCCCCAACCACUGAAUCAAGCAGAAAGAGAGGAAACGAAGGUUUCCCACCUCCACCAACCACUGAAGCAAGCAGAAAGAGAGGAAACAAAGGUUUCCCACCUCCCCCAACCACUGAAGCAAGCAGAAAGAGAGGAAACGAAGGUUUCCCACCUCCCCCAACCACUGAAGCAAGCAGAAAGAGAGGACGCGGUGGUUUCCCACCUCCACCAACCACUGAAUCAAGCAGAAAGAGAGGAAACGAAGGUUUCCCACCUCCCCCAACCACUGAAGCAAGCAGAAAGAGAGGACGCGGUGGUUUCCCACCUCCCCCAACCACUGAAGCAAGCAGAAAGAGAGGACGCGGUGGUUUCCCACCUCCACCAACAACUGAAACAAGCAGAAAGAGAGGACGCGGUGGUUUCCCACCUCCACCAACCACUGAAGCAAGCAGAAAGAGAGGACGCGGUGGUUUCCCACCUCCACCAACCACUGAAGCAAGCAGAAAGAGAGGACGCGGUGGUUUCCCACCUCCACCAACAACUGAAGCAAGCAGAAAGAGAGGACGCGGUGGUUUCCCACCUCCACCAACAACUGAAGCAAGCAGAAAGAGAGGACGCGGUGGUUUUCCACCUCCACCAACCACUGAAGCAAGCAGAAAGAGAGGAAACAAAGGUUUCCCACCUCCCCCAACCACUGAAUCAAGCAGAAAGAGAGGAAACGAAGGUUUCCCACCUCCACCAACCACUGAAGCAAGCAGAAAGAGAGGAAACGAAGGUUUCCCACCUCCCCCAACCACUGAAGCAAGCAGAAAGAGAGGACGCGGUGGUUUCCCACCUCCACCAACCACUGAAUCAAGCAGAAAGAGAGGAAACGAAGGUUUCCCACCUCCCCCAACCACUGAAGCAAGCAGAAAGAGAGGACGCGGUGGUUUCCCACCUCCCCCAACCACUGAAUCAAAAUGA